AUGCUGCCAACUGCCGUCCUGCUGGUCUUGGCAGUAUCUGUGGUCGCCAGAGAUAACACCACGUGUGAUGGCCCCUGUGGGGUACGGUUCAGGCAGAACCGGCAGGGGGGCAUGCGGAUCGUCGGCGGCCAGGACGCCGCCCACGGGUCCUGGCCCUGGAUGGUCAGCCUCCAGAUCUUCACCUACCACAACAACCGGCGGUACCACGUGUGCGGGGGCUCCUUGCUGAACUCCCACUGGCUGCUCACUGCUGCUCACUGCUUCAGGAUCAAAAAAAAAGUGACCGACUGGAGGCUGAUCUUUGGAGCUAAGGAAGUUGAGUGGGGGAGCAAUAAGCCAGUGAAGCCGCCUCUGCAGGAGAGAUAUAUUGAGAAAAUCAUCAUUCAUGAGAAAUACUCUGCGAGCUCAGAGUCCAACGACAUUGCUCUCAUUAAGAUCACCCCGCCUGUUACCUGUGGGCACUUCGUUGGACCAGGCUGCCUGCCUCACUUUAGGGCAGGCCCACCCAGAGUUCCCCAGACAUGCUGGGUGGCUGGCUGGGGAUUCUUACAAGAGAAUGCCCGCAGGACAUCACCCGUACUGCAGGAAGCACGCGUGGACCUUAUCGACCUCGACUUAUGUAACUCGACCAGAUGGUACAAUGGGCGCAUUCGUUCAACCAACGUGUGUGCAGGGUACCCUGAAGGCAAGAUUGACACCUGCCAGGGGGACAGCGGCGGGCCUCUCAUGUGCAAAGACAGCGUGGAAAACAGCUAUGUGGUCGUGGGAAUCACAAGCUGGGGGGUAGGCUGUGCCCGAGCUAAGCGCCCCGGAGUCUACACGUCUACCUGGUCCUAUCUGAACUGGAUUGCCUCCAAGAUAGGCUCUAACGCGGUGCACAUGAUUCAGUUGCCCACCGCUCCCCCUGCUUCUACUCCAGUAGCCCAAGCGAGCCCUGGCUCUGUUCAGCCUUCCAUUCGCCCACCUUGGUUCUUCCAACACGUUCCUCGCCCACCUCCCUCUCAGCAAGCUCUUGCCGUGGCCCAGCCCCCACGUCCCUCCGGCUCCCAACCCUCAGUCCCACCUCCCCCCCGACGCCCACGCCCACGCCCACCCCCACCGCAGCCUCCCACUAGGCCUCCCCAGGUACUCUCCUUCGCCAAGCGACUGCAGCAGCUCAUAGAGGUCUUGAAGGGGAAGACCUUUCUUAAUGAAAAGAGCAAUUAUGAAAUGGAAACCACAGACCUUCCAGAACAACAUGCCUCCUCCUGA
Rangifer tarandus platyrhynchus (Svalbard reindeer) is the source of this 1251-nucleotide messenger RNA. NCBI's taxonomy places the organism in Eukaryota, Metazoa, Chordata, Mammalia, Artiodactyla, Cervidae. The record is from the annotation of a GenBank genome assembly.